AUGGCAGAUGCCGAGCAGGGAAAUCUGGAGCCACCCGUACGGAAGAGCAUCGAUGACCCUGGAGCACACGAUCUAGAGUCCUCUGAAUCCGAUGACCACUUCUCUGAUGCCCAGUCUGGCCUCGAUCCGCCAUCCGGAGUCGCUUCUCCGAUACCUCAUACGAGAGUCGAGAGAGUCGACGACAAGCCAAGCUAUGGUGAAGACCCCGAAACCAAGGCUUACCACACGCGAGAGCAAGAUGCUGUGCCGGAUGAGAUAGAAAUAGUUCCUGAGGGCAAGCACUCUGGGACCACUUCUCCCCAUCCCCCGGGAACGUCCACUCCUGGUGGACAGCCAAUUCCCAUGACGGUGGUUGAGAAGAUUGACCCCGAAAUCCCAACUUAUGGUGAAGUCCCAGGAACAGAGGCGCACGAGAAACGUUUGGCAGAUGCAGUCCCGGAUCUUGUGGUCCGGUCUGGAUCACGCAGCCGUGCCUCUACUGUGACCCGGUCAAGGGCCGGUAGCACUCCUGGCGAUCUUCCGAUUCCCAUCACCAAAGUGGAGAGAGUCGAUUCUAUGCCAAGACAUGGAGAAGUUCCUGGCACAAAGGCUUACGAACUGAGGAAGGAGGAUGCAAAGCCUGACGUAGUAGAAGAAGUCGGCGACGUUGCAGGUAAGGAGAUUUCUGCAUCUCGUGCUUCAGAGCGAUUGACCGAGUCAGGGUCGCCAACGUCUCCUGCUCCUAGGUCCCCUCCCGUAAGCCACACGAGACGGAAAUCUUCUGCAGCAGCGAGGAAGGGGGAUACUGCAGCUACAGAUGACUACGACGAGGCUGAAGAUGGGUCGGAGGGCGGGUUUGGAGAUGAUUUCGAUGAUUUCGAAGAGGGGGAGGAAGAUGCUGAAUUUGGUGAUUUCGAUGAUGGUUUUCAGGAGGCAGCACCAGCUCCACCUCCACCUCAAUUUAUACCUGUCAUUCCCGCAUUUCCAGUCCUAGACUUUUCAGAUCUUGAUUCGCCAGAAGAGAUCCAAGCAGCAACAGAACUAUAUAUGAACGCCCUCUUCCCACCUGACACAAUCGACACCUCAGUUCUUCCACCCCUCACCGCCGAGAAUCCCAUAUUCCUGACUCCUAGAAGUGCCUCACUCUGGUCCCAACUUGUGGCCCCACCACCCCUCCAACCCCCAAACUGGAUCCGUUCUCGAAUACGACGCCUGUUUCUAGUCUCACUUGGUGUUCCAGUCGACCUAGAUGAGAUCCUUCCAGCAUCCAAGCAAAAGAAACUUAUUCUACCCUCCAUGAACUUGAAUCCUCCCUCUGGCUCUCCACGCAACUCUACAGACUCCCGACUCUCACGCCUCAAGCAAAGUGAUGGCAACGCAUCUUCCACGUCUGUUGAUUCUCAAGGCAAGCAACGAUCGGAAUCACGGCGGAGGAAAGGCCCGCCACCUGCUCCACAACUGGACCUGGUAUCCGCAAGGCAGUUAUGUACCAUUACGAACGAAGCACUGAAUGGUCUUACAAUAGAAGAGUUGAAAGAGCAUGUGAAGAAGUUGGAAGAGAUGCAGGGAACAGCGAAUGAGGUGUUGGAAUACUGGACCAAGAGGACGGAUGAGAAGUUAGGGGACAGAGAGGCGUUUGAGGGUGUAAUUGAGAAUUUGGUGAAGCACGCGAGGAAGACACGGAAGUAG
Messenger RNA from Hyaloscypha bicolor E, 1668 nucleotides. RefSeq lists its product as uncharacterized. The transcript has 3 exons. NCBI's taxonomy places the organism in Eukaryota, Fungi, Ascomycota, Leotiomycetes, Helotiales, Hyaloscyphaceae. Bases 1 to 1668 code for a protein of 555 amino acids. The record is from RefSeq and is a predicted model, not a curated record.